Messenger RNA from Plenodomus lingam JN3, 321 nucleotides. RefSeq lists its product as uncharacterized. The record is from RefSeq and is a predicted model, not a curated record. Lineage: Eukaryota; Fungi; Ascomycota; Dothideomycetes; Pleosporales; Leptosphaeriaceae.
AUGUCGAAGACCGAGCCAGAAGACGAGCAUAUCUCCGUCCCAAGCUUCAGCUUCCAGUUCCCACUCCCUGCGGCUACCAAUAACUCCGCGCCGAAGACGGCUGCUCGACCUCAGCAAGGUCCUACCACCGAAACCAUAACCACAAACACUGCUCAGAGCCAAGAGCUACGUACCAAAGCCGAAAAGGCUGGAGCCAUUGCGCGGGAGCGCAUGGCAGAGUUCCAAGGUCCCCACCGUCACUCCACUGGUCCGUCCACAGCCCGGGCUCCAGUUGAAAAAGAUCUGACUCGUUCUUAUGGCGGCUAUACCUAUCGCAAGUAA